AUGACGGACGACCAGCCAGCUGUGGCAGAGCAGCCGCAACCACAGUCCGAGGACCAGUUUACGAAGUCGAUACCCCCACCUCCAGGACCUGCUCCAGUAGCAGACACACCGGCCAUCAGCCAGGAGGAGCCGGAAGCAGCAGCGAACGGCGAGACCCAGAAAUGGCUUUUGCCCCCGAUCGAGCCAAAGUUCAAGGGCAAGAAGUGUCUUGUGCUUGAUUUGGAUGAAACCCUGGUGCAUGCAUCUUUCAAGAUCCUUCACCAGGCGGACUUCACCCUGCCUAUCGAGAUCGAGGGCAACUACCACAAUGUCUAUGUUAUCAAGCGUCCUGGUGUCGAUCAGUUCAUGAAGAGGGUUGGAGAGCUGUACGAAGUCGUCGUCUUCACUGCUUCGGUGUCAAAGUAUGGCGACCCGCUGCUCGACCUUCUCGACAUCCACAAGGUCGUCUCGCACCGACUGUUCCGCGAGAGCUGUUACAACCAUCAAGGCAACUACGUCAAGGACCUGUCACAAGUUGGCCGUGACCUGAAGGACACGAUCAUCAUCGACAACUCCCCGACGUCUUACAUCUUCCACCCACAACACGCGAUCCCUAUCAGCAGUUGGUUCUCCGAUGCGCACGACAAUGAACUUCUCGACCUUAUACCAGUUCUUGAGGAUCUUGCUGGCUCCAACGUCCAGGAUGUCAGUCUCGUCCUCGAUGUCACACUAUGA
This is a messenger RNA of Microdochium trichocladiopsis, 714 nucleotides long. RefSeq names its product HAD-like domain-containing protein. The coding region runs from base 1 to 714 and encodes 237 amino acids. Gene Ontology annotation, molecular function: phosphoprotein phosphatase activity. The transcript is spliced from 3 exons. The record is from RefSeq and is a predicted model, not a curated record. Gene Ontology annotation, cellular component: plasma membrane. Lineage: Eukaryota; Fungi; Ascomycota; Sordariomycetes; Xylariales; Microdochiaceae.